AUGAUGAGAAUUAGUCAAGAAUAUUUGAAACUUCAGCCAUGUGAUAUUGGUGGUUCAGAAGGAGACAAGUGGAAGUGGUUUGAGAAUUGUAUUGGAGCACUUGAUGGAACUCACAUUCCAGUAACAGUGUCUGCUGAGGAUAGACCAAGAUAUCGAAAUAGAAAGGGCGAUAUUUCCACCAAUGUUUUAGGAGUUUGUGAUCCAGAUCUAAAAUUCAUCUAUGUACUAUCUGGAUGGGAGGGUUCUGCUUCUGAUUCUCGUGUUUUGAGAGAUGCUUUGGCCAGGGAUAAUUCGUUUCAAGUUCCAAGUGAUAAGUACUAUCUUGUGGAUGCCGGCUAUGCUAAUGGACCUGGUUUUUUAGCACCUUAUCGAGGAACUAGAUAUCACUUAAAUGAAUGGAUUGGAAACAAUCGUCCUGAAAAUUACAAAGAGUUAUUUAACUUGCGUCAUUCAAUUGCAAGGAACGUAAUUGAAAGGUCAUUUGGGUUGUUGAAAAAGCGAUGGAGUAUACUACGUACACCUUCAUUUUUCAACAUCAAAACACAAACUAGGAUUAUAAAUGCAUGCUUUGUGUUGCAUAACUUCAUUCGAAUCGAGCAACAGAAUGACCAUGUGUUACAAGAUCAAGAUAUGGAGUUUUUAGCUUCUGUGGAUCAUGAGAUAUCAAAUCAUUCUACAGUAGAGGGUAACACAAAUAGGAUUACAAGUGUUCAAGUCACUGAUCAAUGGACUACUUUUCGUGACACAUUAGCAAUGCAGAUGUUUCUUGAUUAUCAAGCACGAGGCGCCACUAAUUCAUGA
Messenger RNA from Prunus avium (sweet cherry), 801 nucleotides. NCBI's taxonomy places the organism in Eukaryota, Viridiplantae, Streptophyta, Magnoliopsida, Rosales, Rosaceae. The record is from RefSeq and is a predicted model, not a curated record.